Messenger RNA from Cyclocybe aegerita, 2049 nucleotides. The record is from the annotation of a GenBank genome assembly. NCBI's taxonomy places the organism in Eukaryota, Fungi, Basidiomycota, Agaricomycetes, Agaricales, Hemipholiotaceae.
AUGACCAUUGACGCCCACCCACCUACCAAGACCACCCAUCUUGCGGCAAGUGCCCAAGACACCAUGAGCUCAGCCAAGAAGUUCAUUGGUGCUGUGGAGGAUGAAUGGCAACUUUAUAGCGACCGCGCCGACGAUUACACUAUUGGUGCCCCCGUUGGCUUUGGCGCAUCGUCCAUAGUCUACGCCGCGACUUAUCGACCUCCCGAAUCACGUUCGAAGGGAAUUCCAUGCGCACUGAAAGUCCUUGAUCUCGACAAGCUACCGCCAAGGUCGUUGCAACUUCUACAGAGAGAGACGACACUCAUGUCGCUCUCGAAGCAUCCCAACGUGCUCCGUGUGCGAGGCUCCUGGAUGGACGGCCACAAACUUUACAUUGCCCUACGGCUCAUGAACAAAGGAAGCGCCGCCGAUGUCAUGCGUUAUGGAUGGCCCGGUGGGAUGGAAGAGGAUGUGGUGCGGUGUAUCCUCAGACAAGCACUGAAGGGGCUCAACUACCUGCACAUUAACGGAUUCAUCCACCGGGAUAUCAAAGCUGCCAAUCUGCUCAUCGACGACGACGGCACCGUCCUCCUAGGGGAUUUAGGAGUAGCCGCUGACCUCACUGAAGACACCUCACAUAUCGGUUCCUCGUCUCACUCCAGCAAGUUCAACAUCACUUCUACACAUGCAACGUCGCAACCUAGGUCGUCGUCAGCUUCUACGCAUAGUGGAGGCAAACGUGGCGUUGCAUUCGAUGAUUCAGUCCCAGGGGUUUCACGGCCCCGCAUAGGAAAGCGGAAGUCGUUUGUCGGCACGCCCUGUUGGAUGGCUCCUGAGCUUAUUCAAGGCAAACAGUAUGAUUCCGCGGCCGAUAUCUGGAGUUUUGGAAUCACGGCUCUGGAGCUCACUCAAGGACGUCCUCCGAGGUCCAGAGAAUCUCCGCAGAGAGUGUUGCUGAAAACAAUCCAAGAAGCUCCUCCGACAUUGGAGCGUGAGGGCGGGACAUACAAGUACUCUCGGGCCUUCAAGGAAGUAAUAGACAGUUGUUUGGUGAAAGACCCUACGCAAAGACCAACUGCUCAACAACUCCUACAAACACCUUUCUUCAAGUCCGCGAAGAGCAAAUCCUAUUUGAUCAACACGAUAUUAAAAGAUCUUCCUCCCCUGACUCAACGCCAGGAGCGCCGAGUCGUCUCACACCCCACAUCUCCGGGCUCGAUCGAUUCAUGGGACUUUGCAACCACUAUCCAUUCUCCUACCACGAGCGUGUACAGGAGACGGGCAUUGGAAGACCUUGUUGCUGCAGAAGAUGAAGAGCUGCGAGCUGCAGGCCUGUUGAUGGACGAAGGUCGCUCGUCAACACCAGGCCUUCAUGGAAGGAGUAUAUCAUGGGCAAACGGGGCGGAGGAGCCUAUUCAUGAAGAAGCAGAGCAAGAGCCGCGACCAUCAUCUCCAAGCACGAGCGAAUCGAGCAUGCUGAGCUCAAGCCUGGAUGGUAGUCCUUCGUCUUUGCCUACCUCCGCACCAUCUUCGUACACAGAUGGCUCGCCUUUCGCUUCAAGAGUGCAAUCUGGCAAUUCGUCUCCCAAGCUGGAGAAGCCUCCUCUUUCUCCCAUAGUUGAGUCCCGGGGCCAGCCCGCAUCCACCCACGACAGAACCGCUCUACCUGAAGUUGUCCAUGUCUCACCCGUUGUUCCAUGCGUUUCUGCUCCGCAACCCCCGCCCACCGUCGAGAAGCCACCUUCACCUGAACUUCCAACCAUUCCGCGUAGCUUUAACCCUUCGCAGUUCAGUAAGCCGAACCGAAAAGCGACCGCUCCUGAACCUGCGCCCACUCCGAGCACAAAUUCCUGUAGCGCGAGGUCAUCUUCUCCUGGAUUGUGGAAAAAGAUCAAGACUAACGUCAAGCGACCUACUUCUCGUAGUGGUCUGUCGGAUAACGAGGUCGAAGGCUCUCCUCGAAAGGAUAAAGAGAAAAAUCGCAUGAGCAUGUUCUCGAGUGCGAGCAAGGGUCUUCUAUCUCGCAGUUCUAGCAAGAAUCUUGCUCAGAGGUCGAAAGAUGGCAAAUGA